AUGUCUCGAAACAUCCGUCAAAAAUAUCCUGCAGCUGCGGCUAAAGCUCAAAAGCGCCGCCGCCUUUCGGAUUCUUCCUCCUCUCUUGACCUCUCCGAUGAUGAAGGCUACUCAGCCGUGGAAGAUAUCAGCGACUCUGAGGACAACGAUGAGGAUGAUGUAAUAGCGGUCGAGGAGGAAACAAUACUCUUAGAGGGUUUACCUAUUCCCUCUCACGCUCCUCGACCGCUCUUGGAAGAUGAAGACGACGAAGAAGAAGAAGAAGCAGAAGCAGAAGACGAAGCAGAAGAUGCUGAUGAAGAAGAAGAAGAGGAAGAGGAAGACGACGACGACGACGACGAUGGAGACGAACACUUGGACGAAGAUGCUGACAAUGCAAGCUGGGCUGGCAUCCUGUCAGACGUUGAAGAUGGCCAAGCAUCUGACUUCUAUCACGACUCGAAUCCUUUCGCCUCAGACCCCAUUAUAGAACGACAUGUCCGUUUCGAUAUACCGGAUAGCGAUUCAGACUCUACUGAAACAGAAGAUGACCACGCCGAUCUUUUCCCCGAUAUCUUUGUCUCACAGAAUUCUCUCGACCCUGCGUUCCGCAAAGAGAUUGAACAUGAUACUGAUGAAUCGUCCGGUUCCAACUCCUUUUGGGAUUAUCAUGGCCAUUACGAAGAAGAAGGGGGAGACGACUCGGAGUCAGAAGCUGAAGAAAUAGUCCGACAGCUCCCGGAUGACGAAACCGUAGCUGCCGUGCCGACUCCUGACGCCACCAACGUGCCGGAAAUUUUUACCCCUACCUUUGAAGAAUCCCUAGAGCUUGACGGAUACGAGUCUGAUGGUGACACCACUGAUGAGGAAGACAUUCCUGAGCCUGUCAUCCGCAAGAAGGCUCGACGUCCAUCUAGUGCAUUGAGCGACGAAGCUUCCGACUCGGAGGCGGAUUCGCCUGUCAAAUCAGAACGCGGCCAGCCUCGGGUGGGCCGCUUCAACCUGGACCGGUCUGAUAAGAAACCCAUUGCUGUCCUCAAUCCCUUGACUCGCAAGAUGAUGAUUUUUACUCCUCAUCGACGGAGACAUCUUGACUUGUCACCGGAGCAGUUCAACUUUCCCUGGGCGAUAGAGGACCAGACCACUCCGCUGCUCAGCAACUCGGCCAACAUGAUGCUCAGUGCCAUGUUUUCUUCCAAUACAUUCGGAGACUUUGUCAAUGCUCAGACAAUGGGCCCUGCGGAAGCAUUCUUCCCCUUCCCCACCGAGACCAACGAAGAUGAUAGCUCAACAUCUCCAAGCACGGAUGGCGAGGAUGACGAUGAAGAAAAGCUUGACAUCAACGACUUUAUCACCUUUGGCGAAGCUGCCGAUGACGAAUCAUCUGGCGAUGAAGGUGAUAAUGACAAAUGGGGUGCAUCGCCGAAGCGUCCAGCCACGGCUUCUGGUGACAUGGGAGCGCUGUCACAUCUCAAUUCGAACACUGUUGGCGCCUUCCGCCGCAAUCAAAUUAACCAACAGCUGAUCCUGAGUAGCCAAGCGACUCAGGACUCACUGGCUUUCAGCGGUCCAUACAACUACACCGCCCUGCGAGGUCUUAAAUCUGACCGUUUCGAUACUGCGACCGUGCCCUUGACCCCCAUUCGACGGCACAAGAAGCAAAUCAAUGAAUCGACCCGGAGCUCUCUGGAGUCAACCUCGACAAAGCGUAAAGCUCCAGGCGAAGCUAGCGAAAGUAACCAUAAAAGGCACCGAAGCAUUUCUGACGUGAAUUCUCUACGGAUAUAA
This is a messenger RNA of Trichoderma atroviride IMI 206040, 1767 nucleotides long. RefSeq lists its product as uncharacterized. Lineage: Eukaryota; Fungi; Ascomycota; Sordariomycetes; Hypocreales; Hypocreaceae. The record is from RefSeq and is a predicted model, not a curated record.